Symbiodinium pilosum is the source of this 1071-nucleotide messenger RNA. NCBI's taxonomy places the organism in Eukaryota, Dinophyceae, Suessiales, Symbiodiniaceae. The record is from the annotation of a GenBank genome assembly.
GCGGAGCUGGACACACUCCUGCAAGCCGCCGAAAUCGAGGUGGAGCAGGUCAAAACAGCGCAGGCUGCGGUGCUCAAAGCACAGAACGCCGCCGAGGCGGAGGCCAAGGCCACCCCAGAGGGCGGCGGCGGCGCUCUGGAUAAGGACCUGAUUAAAGUGGCGACUGGCCUCGAGACAUCAAGCGAGGAGGCCAAGAAGUCCGUUGCAGGAUGCAUGGCUCUCGUCGAAGGCAACGUGAACAUGAUGCGGAUACGCGGCCCCACAGAGGAGCUGAAAGCAUCGGCCGCUGUCCUUCAGAAUCGAGCGCGGGAAGUGAAGGCCAGCCUGGAAGAUACGCUGCAGAAGGUUCGCACUGCAAAAGCCGGUGCGACUGCGCGCGUGGAGCGCGAGGCCCGGAAGCUGGCCGCCAAGCAGGAGGCUUUGCGGCAGGAAAAGAUCUUCAAGCAGUACGACAAGGAUGGUGACGGGCUGCUCAAUGAGGAGGAGAUUCGGGCCUAUGUCGCUGGGGAGCACAAAUUCGAGCUCGCAGAGGACAAGCUCCAAAACAUCCUGUCCAAACAUCCAGACGGUGUGGCGCACAAGGACUUCGCGCAGUUGAGGUCUCAGAUUGCCAUAGUCUGGUCGGAGAUCUUGAACAAGCGGAGGAAGGAGAAGAACGAGAAGCAGAUGGCCACCAUCAAGAAGAACUCGGCAGAGAUUCUGUCGGCACUGAGCAGCGUUGAGGGCGAGGUCGCCAAGGCGGAGGCUCAGGUCCGGAUAUUGGGUCCAAUGAUCGGCGCUUCGAUGCUGGACAUGCUCAGCGAAAGGACCGAGGCAGCAGAGAGUGCCGUUGACGCCGCCCGGGAUUUCCUGGCUGCUGCAAAGGAGCAGGCCCUGGGGCUGGGCGUUGACAGCAACUUCGAGACGGAGGCUAAGCAAAUGGCCUUGGGUGAGGCGAAGACUCUGCAGACGAAGGUUGUUGCGCUCGAGAACCGCGUGAAUGCAGCAGCGGUUUUGUCAAAGGCCGCACGGAGCAAAAUUCAGCUCCAGGAGCGAAAAGCGGCACUUCUGCGUGAGGCGACGGCUAUGUGA